Molecule: messenger RNA, 915 nt
Organism: Hibiscus syriacus
Lineage: Eukaryota; Viridiplantae; Streptophyta; Magnoliopsida; Malvales; Malvaceae
Product: pachytene checkpoint protein 2 homolog
Exons: 8
Coding region: 1-915 (304 amino acids)
Biological process (GO): reciprocal meiotic recombination; meiotic recombination checkpoint signaling
Cellular component (GO): chromosome; nucleus
Molecular function (GO): ATP binding; ATP hydrolysis activity
Source: RefSeq, a predicted model, not a curated record
AUGAUUUUUCUUUUCAGCAGCAUUAUUCUUUUACAUGGACCUCCAGGGACAGGAAAAACAUCUUUAUGCAAAGCACUGGCACAAAAAUUAUUCAUUAGAUUCAGCUUCAGAUACCCACAGUGUCAAUUAAUCGAAGUUAAUGCACAUUCAUUGUUUAGUAAAUGGUUCUCUGAGAGUGGCAAGUUGGUUGCAAAGCUUUUCCAAAAAAUUCAAGAAAUGAUGGAGGAAGAACACAAUCUGGUAUUUGUUCUAAUUGAUGAAGUUGAAAGUCUUGCUGUUGCUAGAAAUGUUGCUUUGUCUGGUUCUGAACCUUCAGGUUCCAUUCGGGUUGUAAAUGCGCUAUUAACUCAGAUGGAUAAUCUGAAAUUAGCUCCCAAUGUUAUAAUUACGACUAUGUCCAAUAUAACUGCUGCUAUUGGCUGGAGAAGAAUCCACCCUUUGGGAAUGUAUAAAUUUACUACUAGCGUUGCAGAUAUUGCAUUUGUUAACAGAGCCGAUAUCAAAGCAUAUGUGGGUCCUUCAACUCUUCAAGCUCGUUACGAAAUUUUAAGAUCCUACUAUGCUACUUUGAAAGAGAAACUAAAUAUAGAUGAGAAUCAGGAGGUUCAAACAACUAUUCACCUGUGUAAGCAAUUAUAUGUUGAAUGCACCUCAGCAGCAAUUCAGGCACUAGCCUCAUUCAGGAAAUUAUAUCCUGAACAUAGAACAGAAGAAAUUCAAAAUUGUAUUGGUAGAGCUGUUGGAUUCUGCUACUUCGAGCAAUUCUUCAACAUGGCAAUCUCAGUAUCCAUUGCUGAAGAACUUGCUUUGUGCUGUCAUUUUUUGCUAGGUAUGGAUCAUGGGGCAUAUGCUUCAGUUAUGCAGGAUUCAUUUACUUAUAAGAAGGAGAUGCAAAGCAAGAAGUUUGAUACUUGA